Xiphophorus hellerii (green swordtail) is the source of this 6647-nucleotide messenger RNA. RefSeq names its product RNA-binding motif, single-stranded-interacting protein 2-like. The record is from RefSeq and is a predicted model, not a curated record. Lineage: Eukaryota; Metazoa; Chordata; Actinopteri; Cyprinodontiformes; Poeciliidae. Gene Ontology annotation, molecular function: RNA binding. Bases 170 to 1441 code for a protein of 423 amino acids. The transcript has 14 exons.
ACGCUGGACGCCCGCUGUUGCUAUUUUGUAGUGUUUAUAUGUGUGGGUGCCACUGUGGGGAUGUCGAUAUCGCUCUGCUCACUCGUUUGAGAAAGUCAAUGGUGGAGAGCAACUUUUGCGGGGGUGACUGUACCGUGCUGGGAUAGCGCGUCCGUGCCAGGAUGUGUUUAUGGAAGUGGGGGUAGGGAGGCAGAGGGGGCCGGCUGUGGGAGAACUUAUUACAAAAUCACGUCUGGCGCUACCUCCGUGGGCAUUGGGACAGACAUCUGUAUAUCUGCUGGUAAAAUCAGCUCGUCGUUGUCUCCGCUGCCGCCAGUCCUAUGUGUCCUCCGGCCACCAGAUGGCACCUCCCAGUCCCAACACCAACAGUAGUAGCAACAGCAGCGGCGGAGGUGGGGAACAGCUCAGUAAAACGAACCUAUAUAUCCGCGGCCUCCAUCCAGGAACUACAGAUCAGGACCUCGUGAAGCUCUGCCAACCGUACGGCAAAAUCGUUUCCACCAAAGCCAUUUUGGACAAAACUACCAACAAAUGUAAAGGAUAUGGCUUUGUGGAUUUUGACAGUCCAGCUGCUGCACAAAAAGCCGUCACAGCUCUGAAAUCCAGCGGAGUCCAGGCUCAGAUGGCCAAACAACAAGAGCAGGACCCCACCAACCUCUACAUCUCCAACCUGCCGGUGUCCAUGGACGAGCAAGAGCUGGAAAACAUGCUGAAGUCCUUCGGCCAGGUCAUUUCCACGCGGAUCCUCCGGGACGCCAACGGGACCAGCCGUGGCGUGGGAUUUGCAAGAAUGGAGUCCACAGAGAAGUGUGAGGCCAUAAUUCAGCAUUUCAAUGGCAAAUUCAUCAAGACUCCUCCAGGACUGCUCGCACCCACAGAGCCCUUAUUAUGCAAGUUUGCAGACGGGGGCCAGAAGAAGAGGCAGAGCCAGGGGAAGUAUCUCCAUAAUGGAAGGCCCUGGGGUCGAGACGGAGAUACGGGAGGAAUGACGCUAGCGUAUGACCCAACAGCCUUACAGAAUGGCUUCUACUCCUCACCCUACAGUCUGGCUCCAAACCGAAUGAUUGCCCAGACCUCUCUCUCGCCCUACAUGCAUUCUCCUGUCUCCUCCUACCAGGUACACAGCCCGUCCUGGAUGCACCACCAGUCAUACCUCAUGCAGCCAGCUGGUACAGUGCUAACCCCGACAAUGGAGCAUGCCAUGUCCAUCCAGCCCACGUCCAUGAUGGGGCCUCUCACUCAGCAAUUAAGCCACCUGUCUCUGGGCAGCACGGGCACAUAUAUUCCAGCCAACACUACUAUGCAGGGGACUUAUAUCCCCCAGUACACCCCAGUGCCUCCUUCCAAUGUCCCAGUAGAGGAGAACGGUGGUCAGCAGCAGCAGGUCGCCAUGGAGAAUCCGGCAGAACAUACAAACUACUCCUACCAACACACCAAGUGAAGCUGAGCUCCCACCAAUGAGAAGCCGCAGGGCAAGAAACAAAUCCAACCAAAACAGGAUUAAGCUGGAAGAGAUCUCAACCAUAACCAAUCACCGGGACUUGAACACGGAUAACAAAAGGAACACGUGUGUGCCAGUGAGUGUGCUUGUUUGUACUUGUGGGCGUGAAUGUGUGUGUGUCUGUAUUGUUAUUUGUUUUGUUUUGUUUUUGCUCUUCUUUCUUUUCUUUUUUUUUUGUUUAAGAAAAAGGACAACAAUUAACUUCAUCAGACUCUUCAGCUCACGUCCUCACGAGUUGACCAACCAAAGGUGGGAACCUUCUUCAAAGAAGAUUGGGUCUAUUUUGAUAACUGAAAAAGAAAAAAAAAUAACAACGUUGUUGAAAAAUGUCAAAAGAAAUAGGAGGGGAAGAAAUGACACAGACCAUUAUUUUUGUGCAAGUGGUAUAGCGAAUUCUUAUUUUUAAAAAAAAAAAAAGCAUUCUGGAUGUUUCAGAGUGAUUCAAGGAAGAGUUGAAACACAAUGUGUCUUUUAUUUUUUUGUGUAAAAUAUGCAAACUUUUAUUUUUAUUUUUUUCGAUGUCUGUUGUUUGACAUUCUAUUUGCAGCAGCAGUUUGUACAGAUUUCAAAACUUUUUGCUGGUCUGAUGUGUGGAGUCAUUCUAACUGUGGGGGGUAAACCGUUUAAAGCUACUUCUUCUUGUUACUGCUGCAGAGAUUUCUAUUCACACACGCCUGAAAAUAACGUUGACUGUUCAUAGUUUUUGUUUAUUUAGACCAUAACGGAACAAAAGACAAUCGAUUAUUUAUAUUUAUAUUCAAAUCAUAGUUCUAUUUUUUUGGAGUUUUUAAUCAUUGAAGCGUACAUUUAUGAAAAAGAAGUUAUUUAAUGUUGUAGUCUUUAAAGACAAGUUAAAAUGGACUUACAAAUUUUGACCUUACACACUAAUGGAUUCUCUAAAGUGACUCUUUUGGUUUUUGAAAACUUAGUGGCUUCCAGUCGUGUAUUUAUCAGCUAAAAGAAACUUCAAAGUGACUUGUGUUCAUUUUGACAGUCAUCCUGGUAUAUUAGAUUGCAAUCUCAUCACAUAUUUUUGUCAAUGAGUAGGCAUGGGCUAUCAUCAUGUUUAUUGUUAUUCGAUUUUACAAAGUCACGGUUUCACAAUCAAACAUCGAAUCUUGACGCUAAAGAAAGGACAGUUUUUCAGCAUAUAGUGAUCACUGCAAUAAGUGUGUCAUAGCCAUAAGUAGGAACAAAUUUUUAGACUUUUUUGAAAAAAGGUGUUUAAAGUAGCUAUUGUUUUAAAAUGAAAUUUAGCAACAAACAUCCCGGUACAGUCAAGCUAACACAGCAACUAACAUCACUAAUUAACUGGCUAACAAUUGCUUGUCAGGCUCCCAAUACAUCUUGCUGCAAAUUGAGCAUAUUAGCCAAAAAUCAAUUUAAUUGAAGGUAUUACAUUGAAACAAAAUUCCACAUAUACCAAGAUCUAAGUGUCUAUUGGUGAAUAAACGGCUAUGUACAGUUUUGCUAACAUGACAGCUAACCUGGCUCAUUAGCUAAAAAUAUUAGCUUGCCAGCCUCUCAACUUUUAUUUAUAAAGAGCCAAAUGGCAGAAAUGGCAUAGUUAGCAUAGCAGUCUCCCAUGUUAGCCUUUCCACAUGUAAUUAACCAGCUAGCAGUAGUUUUGUCAGUUUGUAGUUUUUUUGUGUGGCCGGUUAUUGUUUAUUUAUAAUAUUUACAGACCCAACAUCAUAUUGCAUAAUAAAGGAGCCUCUGUAGAGCAGGGUUUUACGAUUAUAUUCAUAAAAAAAUCUAAAUUACUGAAGGUAGAACAUUUUAAGCUGCGUUUAGCAUCUUAAAUUAGUUAUUCGUCUUGCCAGUGUCAGGAACAAAAAGGUGCUGUUCCGCAUUAAGAGUUACUUAAAGAUUGCAGGCUGUUACCUUAACUGUGAGGCUUCCAAAGGGAUGGCAACAUUUCUAAGUACAGGAUGCUUCAUGUCAAAUUCAGGUUAAUAAAACAGAGCAACAUUGCUAUGAUGCAUUUAGUCCUCCUGCUGUCUCUCACAGCCUGUUUAAAAGCAGCUUCCAGAAUGAACAGAAGACAGGACUCGAUAGCUAAAAUAGAAAUAAUAGCUUCUGAAACCUUUUGCACUUCCUAAGAUUUAAUUUAUAAAUGCUUUACUGAUACUAAAGAUUGCUAAGUUUGAGUCUUCUUCCCUCUGUAACAAAUUCCACUCUGAAGAGUGUUGCUGUUAGCCAAUUUCUCUAUGCUUUUUAAUUUAAUUUAAUUUUUUUACAUGUAUUAAUUUUGUCUUUCAAUACCUAUGAAACCGUGUCAUUUUUGCUCAGCUUUAUAUUCUCACAGGGCCCAUGCCUAUCUCUGAGAAGUGGUUUUAAGCGGUUUUGUUGCAGCUGCCAUCAGGUAUCUUUUAAUUUAACCUCUGUCCCAGGGGUUAGGUGAACAUGCUUUAGAAAGAAGCAGUUAGAUAUUAUGUGUAAAAAGAGCAAUGCAGUUACUAAAUUAAAGAGUAGUUUAGUAAAAGUGAUGAGGGAAAAUUAAUGAAAGACUUAGAAAAUCCCACCGAAUGGUUUAGUCUGAUAGGAAAGGGAGUGAUAAGUCUUUUUUUUUCCAAUGCUGCUGUCAUCUGAGUUUGAUUCUGUCAGUGAGUUUUUAGUUUGUAGAAAGAUAUUUUUUCUGUUUUUAUUUUUUUUGUUGUUGUUUCUCUUGUUUUGUUUGUUGCUGAAAAGAUUUGCCUUUUUUUGUUUAAAUAUUCUUUGGUUAGAUUUUAGCUGUAGAGUUUAUCUCUUCACAGAGACUAGAUGUUAGUUUCCUCUUCGAAUGGUUUGAGGCUGUUCUCUUGUUCACAUCAAGAUUUCUCUUGUUUUACUUUCAUGAAAAAUUUCCGUUCCAAGCCUUGUGUCGCCUGUCUGUCCUCAUAUUGUAUCCGAGCUGUUUGUAGAGAGCUGUUCAGAGCCGAGAGCUCAACCAAACUGACUUAAAUGUUGUUCUGAUCCAAGCGAUUCGUCCUGCUCAGUGUAGCGGUGUUCAAAUACCGGUCAGCACAUCGAGUGAAGUGAAGCUUACGUCACCAUGUCUGUUCAAAUAUGUUGACCUGUAAAUUUGUAGACACCAGAACUGUAGAUAUGUAGAUAGUAAGUAGUGGUUUUUACAAAGGACUGCUCUCCAGACCAUGGAAGUGCCAUUACAGACGAUUCUUACAGCCUUAGUCAGACUGCAAGUCUGAAUGAAUUUGUGAGAGAUCCAAAAUUCUGCAAAAAAAAAAAAAAACUAAACAUUUUUAGCAAAGCCUUAAUGAUCCUUUCCUGGAUUUACUGCCUGAUUUCUCACUGAAUUGACUUUUAUUUGUAUAUACUAUGAAAAUGGCAACAGGCUUCUUUGCAUCCCGUCUAGUUAGUUAUCACAUCAGUCGCUGCUGGUUUAUGCUCCUGUUUAAUCAUUCAUCUUUCGAGGCAGAUGACGUCUGCCUCAAGGCUUCACAGUUUCAUUAUCCUGAUUCUGUCCUGGUCUUUCUUAUGAUAUUAACUUUUAGCUGUUUUCCUGCUUUAUGUUUCUGCAACCAAAGACGUAGCCAUCUCCAUUUUUUUUUUUUAAAUACAUUUUUAAAAAUUGGAUUAACUCAGAUAUUAGAAAUAAGACAAGUGUGCAGUCAUGCUCCAAAUUAUGACCACAGGUAAAGCCAAUUUAUUAUUUCCUUUGCAGACCUAUGAAGACGAUGCAUCUAAGAAAUGUCCUCUUGAUUAAUUUUUUUAAAGCAAUUGUAGGGUGGACUUUCCCCGUACUGUAAAUAGGAGAGCUUUUGAGUGCACGCAGACACACUGGUGAAUCUAUGGGGGGUUCAACACACAUCCAGGAGGAAAACAGCUUUUGCUCUUCAUGGUGUUAAACAGACAGUUUUCAGACACAAAAGUUAGUUUUGUAAAUAGCCUUUUUUUCUCUUUCUACUUGCUCUCUCUUUACCAUUCUAUUGUGUUUCAUCUUGUGUGAUUCAUUGAUUUUUUUUUGUUGUUGUAUGAUUUAUGACCUGUCCAGAUAACAUCGUGACUAUCAAGUUUUCAGAUUCAGUGCACCAUGAAGGAAAUAUCCAAAUAACUGCUAUUCCAUGUUUUAGCCACCACUUUUAAUACAUAAACCGUGAUAUUUGAAACUAUGAAAUGACCAUGUGUUAGUUGCAAAGCAGUGUUUAUUUAUUUUUUUUAUUUUUUUACAAGAGAAAAUGUUACAAGAAGAAGUUGUAAUAUUUGUAAAUGAAUGUGUCUUUUGAUUGCAUUAUAAGAAAAAAUAAAUACUCAAACUAAUUUUGUAGAUAGUACACACAAUUUAAGAUAUAAAAAGAAUUUGUUGCACUUACUAAUAUUUCAAAUGCUCUUUUAAAGAAAAAAAAAAUCCAUCCUAAAGUUAAUUUGGUGGCUUAUUUCAUAGUUUCAAAUUGUUUCGCUGCUAAGAUAGGAUUUCCAAGCAGGUGGUUUUAGGUUGUCCAGUCUGGAUUUCACAAUGCUACACAUCUGUUUUCUCAGAUAUGGUUAUUUUCCUAGUGGAUCAGCCAUCGCUUAGGAUGUAGGGAGAUCUUAUGGCCCAAUUCUCAACUUGCUCCACCUCUCUUUAUGAGAAGGCUGGAGAAACCGCAGUGGCUAUAAAGAACAAAACAUCCGCUGUAAAGCACAUGUUUAUGUCUUGUUGCAGCUGCUAUGGUAACAUGAUGGUGAAACCCGGCAUUUUGUGUGACUUGCUUGUUUUGAGGGAUUUACAACAAACAAUACUGAUUUUUAUUCUCCCCGAGUAAAAGAAUGUCUAGGCUCACGUCCCAGCAGAUCGUCUGAAAUUUUACUCUCUGCACCCUUUAUUGAUCAAAGUCUAGCUCAAGGUAGUAUUGUUGAACUUUCCACAUUGAACAUUUUUGUGAAGCAUUCUGAAAAUCCAUUGGGCUCGUAAACCUCCCUGUUUGUGAACAUUUUAUUAUUUAUACAAUAACUCAUUUUGUACAGUUUGUUAGUGGAAAGAGGUUUUCUAUUUGGUUUAUUUUGCAAAUGCCACUUGGCUACUUUUGUCUUCCUGUGCCAGAGUUGCUAAAUUGUCUUUAACUUGUGUUUUUUUUUUAAUGAUUGAGACAAGAUUUUACUUUCUCUUUGAUUUAUCUUUGAAUUUGUCAGUUUUCUUUUUAUAAUAAAACAACUUUUAAUGUUU